AAUCUCUGGUUAUUUUAGCUGUCUUGGCAAUAAUCAAGACCAAUCAGCAUCAAGGAGGGAAAAGGCUUAGCGUAUAAAUGUACACUGGAAAACACUUUCUCUUAGACACUCCUCAACCUCUCCCAGACAUACAAGAAUAAUACAGAAGAACCUUCACUCUCAUCACCAUGAAGGGAACCUGGGCUGUUGUCUUUUGUUCACUGCUCCUGAUUGCAGCUGAAAUUCAAGGGCAGCUGACCUCGGGACAAGGACGUUGCAGCUGCACAGAGAAAGGUUCUAAUUACAUUCAGCAAAAAGCCUUAGGAAAAAUAGAAGUGAUUCCCAAGAGCUCUUCCUGUGACCAUAUUGAGAUCAUUGCGACAAUGAAGCGCACUGGAGAGCAAAGAUGCUUGAACCCUAAUUCCAAACAGGUACAGAAGAUGAUGACAGCCCUCAUCAAGAAAAGGUCUUCACAAAGCACUUCACAAAGCACUCAUUUCACAAAGGAGAAGAGAUAAAGAUCACUUCAACAGAGUAAUGAGAUUUUAGGAUUUCAGCACUUCAGACUCCCUCUCCAGAGAGCAGUGAACUUGUCUGUUUCCUCCACCUGGCUCUGCAACUUUUAAAAUACAAAUGCUGCGGCUGAGGCAAGUUGUUCCCAACACAAAGUGGUUGCAUACAUGAAGGUAACAUCUGGGUUGUGACAUCAUCUCAACACAGGACAUGUAGUGAGGCAUCUGUAACCUCAGUAAUCCUACUGGCAAACCAGUGACAGUAAAGACCCAGUUUGUCUUUGGGGUCUCCUGGUGGCUAUAAGUGGUAAUAGAUUGCUUCUGCUUAUCUAAUUAGCAAAUAUUUCUUUGAGCCACAUGGAUGGGUUAUCAUAUUAUUAUAAUGAUAACUCGGAGAUAAAAAUAUUCUCAGGUAACACAUACCAAGAAUUCCAAGUUAUUUUUUCUAGCAGGUUUGAAAUUAAUGUAAUUCUUAGAUAUACAUGUUCCAUGUUAAUUUAUAUAAUAUCACAUAUGAUUGUUGUUCUAGGGUAUGUGAAACAUUUGUCCGUAGGCUUUAUAAAUAAAAUUGAAGAAGGCUUAUAAUCUAAAACUAACCACACUCUGUGUUUAACUGAUGUAUAAACAUUUAUUACAUAGAUUAAAUGCAUCUGAUCAUUAUGAAAUGUAAUAUAACAAAUGACUGUAAUAUAAUAUUCACAAACAUUCCUUGUGUUAGAUUUCUUCUUGUAAAGAUAAACCAAUUAAGGGAAUAAAAGAUACUGAAAACUAUAA
Molecule: messenger RNA, 1265 nt
Organism: Malaclemys terrapin pileata
Lineage: Eukaryota; Metazoa; Chordata; Testudines; Emydidae
Product: C-X-C motif chemokine 10-like
Exons: 4
Coding region: 168-497 (109 amino acids)
Biological process (GO): chemokine-mediated signaling pathway; cellular response to lipopolysaccharide; neutrophil chemotaxis
Cellular component (GO): extracellular region
Molecular function (GO): CXCR chemokine receptor binding; chemokine activity
Source: RefSeq, a predicted model, not a curated record